AAUGAAUGGCCAGCAUGUCUGCGGGCCAUGGCAACUUGCUGCCAAUAGCCAGUUGCUUUCUCGAUAUAAAAAGCCCGUGAUAUGCUCUGGGCCAUUUAGUAUACAUCGAACAAUAGCAAAAUGAAGGUUCUAACAAUUGCGAUAUUCGCGGUCCUCUGUGGCGCCAUCGCGGCUCGGCCGAACGACUUCGGCUGGGGACGUAAUCACGGCAAUGAUCAAUGGCAUGACAAAGCACACAAUCUACAGCAUGGUCGCUGGAAUGGGUACGGAGAUAGAUGGCAUGGAAACUUUGGCCGCUGGCAUAGAGAUGAGAGUGGUUGGCACAGAGAUGACCACUGGGAACACCGUGGCCCGAACCACGGAAUGCGUCCAGAACAACCACCAGCACCGCCAAGCUCCACAGAGGCUCCCGUGGAGACUACGCAGGCUCCCGCAAAACCGGAGGAAUCAACUCAGGCUCCUGGGGAGCCAAUUGAAAGUAGCCAAGCACCUGAGGAGACUACCCAAACCCCAGAGCAAUCUACUGUAGCACCUGAGGAGUCUACGGAGGGACCCGAAAAGUCAACAGAGGCACCCGAGGAGACUACUGUGGAACCCGAGGAGUCUACAGUGGCACCUGAGGAGUCUACAGUGGCACCCGAGGAGUCUACAGUGGCACCCGAGGAGUCUACAGUGGAACCCGAGGAGACUACAGUAUCACCCGAAGAUUCAACAGUGGCACCCGAGGAGUCUACAGUGGAACUCGUGGAGUCUACAGUGGUACCCGAGGAAACUACACUGCAACCCGAAGAGACUACAGUAGAACCCGAGGAGACUACAGUAGCACCCGAAGAGUCUACCAAAGCGCCAGAAGAGCCUGAAGAGUCUACUCAGGCAUCCGAAAACCCGACAGAAACUACCCAAGCUUCCGUAGAGCCCGAGGAAUCAACGACAGAAGGUUCUGGAGAACCUGUAGAGACAACGACAGAAGCGGAGGAGGGCAGUGGUUCGGCGAGGUUAUAAAUUCUCUCUUAGGAAUAUCCUUAUUAGUAAGAAUUGGGAAUCCAAUAUAAAUAAUGGGUUUUCAUAGUUAGGAAACGAAAUGUUAUGUUAAUUAGU
Molecule: messenger RNA, 1098 nt
Organism: Drosophila hydei
Lineage: Eukaryota; Metazoa; Arthropoda; Insecta; Diptera; Drosophilidae
Product: zonadhesin-like
Exons: 1
Coding region: 121-1002 (293 amino acids)
Source: RefSeq, a predicted model, not a curated record